Cladophialophora immunda is the source of this 2534-nucleotide messenger RNA. RefSeq names its product glycine-tRNA ligase. Gene Ontology annotation, biological process: mitochondrial glycyl-tRNA aminoacylation. Gene Ontology annotation, molecular function: glycine-tRNA ligase activity; ATP binding. Lineage: Eukaryota; Fungi; Ascomycota; Eurotiomycetes; Chaetothyriales; Herpotrichiellaceae. The record is from RefSeq and is a predicted model, not a curated record. Gene Ontology annotation, cellular component: cytoplasm; mitochondrion. The coding region runs from base 130 to 2223 and encodes 697 amino acids. The transcript has a single exon.
UAUUACUCUGUGUCAUUUUCUAUUUGUGAGUCCUACUCAACUCUCGAGUCACUCAUACGCAGCAACUCCUGUGUAUAUCUACCCAGGGGCUUCUGUCUCAAUCCCUUCUCUUCUUUCUUCCUUGGUUCUAUGCGUGCUUUGGCUUGCUUCUCUAGAGCCACUUCUCUUCAGCCUUGCCACUUUGUGCGACAUUUCACAUCUGCCACUUUUGUCAGAGCAAAAUUCCAGCCGCCCAAACUAGACCUCAAGAUGGCAGAGAGCACGACCAAGACUGGCCAGCCACUAGAUCGCGUGGUUCUAGAAUCUGUUCUACGCCGACGACUCUUCUACACGCCCUCAUUCGAAAUCUACGGCGGAGAGCGCGGGCUUUUUGACUACGGACCACCAGGAUGCGCCCUGCAAGCCAACGUCGUCGAUCUUUGGCGGAAACACUUCGUCCUGGAAGAAGACAUGCUGGAGGUUGACUGUACCAUGCUUACUCCAGAGGCAAUCCUCAAGACCAGUGGACAUGUCGACAAAUUUGCAGAUUGGAUGUGCAAAGAUCCAAAGAGUGGGGAAAUCUUCCGUGCAGACCAUUUGGUGGAGCAGGUCCUCGAGGCGAGGCUGAAAGCCGACAAAGACGCACGCGGUCAAGCGGUCGAAGUUGACGAGGCGAAAGAGGCCAAAAAGAAGAAGAAGGUCAAGGACACAAAGAUUGAGAAGCUUGACGAUGCCCUCGUCCAAGAGUAUGAGGAGACCCUGGCAAAGAUUGACAAUUAUGGAGGAGAUGAGCUUGCCGAAUUGAUCAAGAAAUACAACAUCAAAGGUCCUACUACUGGAGCAGAACUGGAGCCACCGAGAGCUUUCAACCUCAUGUUCCAAACCCAGAUCGGACCCAGCGCCGACAAACCCAACGGAUAUCUUCGUCCAGAAACGGCUCAAGGACAGUUCCUGAACUUCCAGAAGCUCCUCGAAUUCAACCAGCAAUCGAUGCCCUUUGCGUCUGCUUCCAUCGGAAAGUCCUUCCGAAACGAAAUCUCCCCACGCUCCGGGCUUCUGCGUGUCCGCGAGUUCUUGAUGGCCGAAAUCGAGCAUUUUGUGGAUCCCGAAGGUGGGAAGAAGCACCCUCGCUUCGAAGAUGUCAAAGACACAAAGUUAUCUCUCCUGAACAGAAAGACCCAACUCGGGGGAAGCACAAAAACCGACGUGGUGACUAUUGGGGACGCUGUGGCUUCUGGACUGGUAGAUAACGAGACUCUUGGCUACUUCCUCGUCAGGAUACAGGACUUUUUGCUUAAGCUCGGGAUUGACCAGACCAAGUUGAGGUUCAGACAACACAUGGCCAAUGAAAUGGCUCAUUAUGCUGCUGACUGUUGGGACGCUGAACUCUUCACCACAUACGGCUGGAUUGAAUGCGUUGGGUGUGCCGACCGAAGCGCCUACGAUCUGACUGUCCACAAGGAAAAGACUGGAGCACCUCUCGUUGUGCGCGAAACUCGAGCCCAACCGCUGGUAGUCGAGGAGUAUGAAGUUGACCUGGAACGCAAGAAGCUUGGACCUAAAUUCCGCAAGGAUGCAAAGGCCGUCGAAGCCGCCGUGGAUGCACUUUCCCAGGAUCUGCGCGAAAAGCUUGCGUUAGAGUUGGAGAAGUCUGGGAAAAUUGAGAUCGACACACCUGGUGUCGGAAGUGGACGAACGGAGCUUGACAAAGAUCUGAUCAAGAUUGAAAAGAGGAAACGAACAGAACAUGUCCGCGAAUACACCCCGAACGUCAUCGAGCCAUCCUUUGGUAUUGGGCGAAUUCUCUACAGUCUCAUGGAACACGUCUUCUGGGUCCGCGAAGGGGAUUCUGCUCGUGGAGUAUUGUCCUUCCCCCCUAUGGUGGCUCCCACCAAAGUCCUCCUUGUCCCGCUCUCUGGCCACGCGGAUUUCAAACCCUUCAUCAAGAAAUUGACCGCUCGUCUCCGCCGAAUCGGAGUCGCCAAUAAAGUCGACGACUCCUCUGCAAGCAUUGGCAAGAGGUACGCUCGUAACGAUGAGUUGGGGACACCGUUUGGGAUCACGAUUGAUUUCCAGACGGUCAAAGAUGGGUCGUUGACGCUGAGAGAGAGAGAUUCCACGAAGCAAGUGAGGGCGAGCGAGGAUGAGAUCAUCGCUGCGGUCAAGGCUUUGGUUGAUGGGGAGGAGACCUGGGAAGAUGUCGUCAAGAGGUUGCCUGCCUUUGAAGGGCAAGAAGUGGAGUGAGUGAAUGAACUGAGAGAAGGAGAAGGAAGUGACCAAGCAACGGCAGGGAGAAGUGCCCUAGCUGCGUGAGAUAUUGUGUCCGUGUUUCUUGAGAUACCCCUGGGACCUUUGAUGGUGCCAUCUUUGAUUUCCUGCCAGAAAACUAGAUAGCACCUCGGAGAUGGUGGCCAAAGCACCGUGGCGGGAAAUGCUAGGCCAUGGACUCCAACUUACGUGUAUGAAUGAGAAAAUGUAAGAAGAUGAAGCCAUGUAUCCCCAACCAGGAAUUUGGCUUUGGUUAUUCUGCGUUUCUUCCGUCCUAGACCAUCCCC